Molecule: messenger RNA, 2126 nt
Organism: Trematomus bernacchii (emerald rockcod)
Lineage: Eukaryota; Metazoa; Chordata; Actinopteri; Perciformes; Nototheniidae
Gene: wdr45b
Product: WD repeat domain 45B
Exons: 10
Coding region: 191-1195 (334 amino acids)
Biological process (GO): protein localization to phagophore assembly site; autophagy of mitochondrion; nucleophagy
Cellular component (GO): extrinsic component of membrane; phagophore assembly site membrane; cytosol
Molecular function (GO): phosphatidylinositol-3,5-bisphosphate binding; phosphatidylinositol-3-phosphate binding; protein binding
Source: RefSeq, a predicted model, not a curated record
UUUCAUGAUGACUGCUGACAGCUCUCUCCAAGCAGGAACAAGCCUCAGUUGUUUUUCCACCGUAGGAAUGGUAGCGUUAGCAGGUUAGCUCUUCGGGCAUCAGCUGUAGGAUUAAUUUACUUGUUAACGUUCUUUAGAUUUCGGUUUUCCUGUUAGAUAAUGAAUUUACUGCCGUCUAAUCCUCACGGGAAUGGGCUCCUCUAUGCUGGAUUCAACCAGGAUCAUGGAUGCUUUGCCUGCGGGAUGGAGAACGGGUUCCGUGUGUACAACACAGAUCCUCUUAAAGAGAAGGAGAAACAAGAGUUCCUGGAGGGGGGGGGUCGGCCAUGUGGAGAUGCUGUUCAGGUGUAACUAUUUAGCACUAGUGGGAGGAGGGAAGAAGCCAAAGUACCCAACCAACAAAGUGAUGAUCUGGGAUGACCUGAAGAAGAAGACAGUAAUUGAGAUUGAGUUCUCAACAGAAGUGAAAGCAGUGAAGCUUCGGCGUGACAGGAUCGUGGUGGUCCUGGACUCAAUGAUCAAAGUCUUCACCUUUACCCACAACCCCCAUCAGCUGCAUGUGUUCGAGACCUGCUAUAAUCCCAAAGGUCUGUGUGUGCUGUGUCCCAACAGCAACAACUCCCUGCUGGCCUUCCCUGGCACUCACUCAGGCCACGUGCAGAUAGUGGACCUGGCCAACACAGAGAAGCCCCCGGUAGACAUCCCUGCCCACGAGGGGGCGCUGUGCUGCAUUGCUCUAAAUCUGCAGGGCACAAGGAUAGCGACUGCAUCAGAAAAAGGGACUCUGAUCAGGAUCUUUGACACAUCUGCAGGGCAGCUCAUACAGGAGCUGAGGCGUGGCUCUCAGGCAGCUAACAUCUACUGCAUUAAUUUCAACCAGGAUGCGUCUCUGAUCUGUGUGUCCAGUGACCACGGCACCGUGCACAUCUUUGCUGCAGAGGACCCCAAAAGGAACAAACAGUCCAGUUUGGCCUCAGCCAGCUUUCUUCCCAAAUACUUCAGCUCCAAGUGGAGCUUCUCCAAGUUCCAGGUGCCCUCAGGCUCCCCCUGUGUGUGUGCCUUUGGAACAGAGCCCAACGCUGUAAUGGCCAUUUGUGCUGACGGCAGCUACUACAAGUUCCUGUUCAACCAGAAAGGGGAGUGUUCUAGAGACGUGUACGCCCAGUUCCUGGAGAUGACCGAUGAGAAAAUAUGACUUUUGACCCCUCUGGAGACUUGCUGCAUCACAGGCGGAUUUAAUUUUUUCUGUACUUAUUUUAUUUUGGAGGGAAGGUCCCAUGAUGCACUUCUCUUUACAGACUCUGUUAAAGAGCAUCCGUUGAAGAGAGGAACAAAGACUGGGGAAGCUGAUCAGAUGGAUGAAGACUUUUGUUUUUCUCAGACUCCUGAAGAUUGUCUCUGGACAGAGGGACACAGAGGGUUGUCUCUGGACAGAGGGACACAGAGGGUUGUCUCUGGACAGAGGGACACAGAGGGUUGUCUCUGGACAGAGGGACACAGAGGGUUGUCUCUGUACAGAGGGACACAGAGGGUUGUCUCUGGACAGAGGGACACAGAGGGUUGUCUCUGAUGCAGACUUGACUCCCAAACCAAACACUAAAGAAGAGUGAAAGGUAUUUUUUGAAUCUAAAACAUGCAGCUUUUUAAGACGUCUUCCGAGGAAUUUACAAAGGAUCUUAAGAUAUGACUCUGGUAGUUCCAUGGAUUGAAAAUAUUGAGAUUUUUUUCAAUUUACCACCUAACCUAACUAUAGGGAGUGCCUCAGACUGGAGAGAAGCUGUAUGUGUGCACAUAUUGUCUUUGUCAUCUAUACUUGUUUGUGUAUAUACCAAUGUACCACAUUAGGUGUUCACAUCUGAAUCAGAAUGCAGUUGCAUCGGAACACACUGAUUCUGUAUUGUAAGUGUCACCUUAGUAUUAAUAGAUUUUCUUAAAUUCACUGUAUAAACACAAAGCACCAGACUGAACUUCUAACUCAAUAGAACUGUACAGAAUAGAAGCAAAAACAUUUAUUUGUUUCCGUCGUCCUUUUUUUCAUACAUUUUGCAAUGUGUUCCCCAAAUGCUUUUUGUGAAGAGCUUGUGACAGGAUGUGACCCGGAAGAUUAAAAAAUAGUUUGACAUUUA